This is a messenger RNA of Lagopus leucura (white-tailed ptarmigan), 3740 nucleotides long. It is a transcript of the gene CNGB1, whose product is annotated as cyclic nucleotide gated channel subunit beta 1. The transcript is spliced from 32 exons. Gene Ontology annotation, molecular function: intracellularly cGMP-activated cation channel activity; intracellularly cAMP-activated cation channel activity; protein-containing complex binding. The record is from RefSeq and is a predicted model, not a curated record. Gene Ontology annotation, biological process: retina homeostasis; monoatomic cation transmembrane transport. Lineage: Eukaryota; Metazoa; Chordata; Aves; Galliformes; Phasianidae. Gene Ontology annotation, cellular component: intracellular cyclic nucleotide activated cation channel complex; plasma membrane; photoreceptor outer segment. The coding region runs from base 1 to 3564 and encodes 1187 amino acids.
AUGCUGGGCUGGAUUGAGCGGGUGGUCCCACAGCCCCCAGCACAGAACCUGCCUGAGGAGAGCCCUGCAGCCCUACAGCCUGCCAAGGUGCCAGCAGGGAAGGCCAGCACAGGGGAUGCUGUGGACCGCACGCAGGCUGUUAUCAAAGAAACAGAGAAGAAGGUGGAAUUUACAGUCGCUGAGGACUCGGCCCCUGCAUCAGCAUCAGUGUUUGAGAGCGUGGGGAGCAGCGUGCUGUCCUGGAUCUCUCAGGGGCUGGAGAAGGUGGUACCACAGCCAGCACCGGCCCCAGGGUCACUGCAAGCGCUUGGGAAGAGCUUCGAGACCAGUGUUGAUGUCCCUGACCAGACAGAGGUGCAGGUCCUCAAGGAUGAGGAUGAGGAUGCUCUGGAGAUAACACCCUUUGACCCCGAGGAGGAUGAGCUGGAUGGCUGUGAGCUGGAGGAUGGCUUGGGCACGGACAUGGAGAGCUGGGCAGGAGCGCGUGUGCUGAGCUGGCUGGUGCAGGGCUUUGAGAGGAUGGUGCCGCAGCCAGAGGUGCCAAAAAGGCCCGAGCCUGAGCUGAAGAAGGAGCAGAGCAGUGCCACAGCAGGAGCAGGUGCAAAAGGGACUAAAACUCGGGUGAAGCCCAAAGACAACAUCCCAGGAAUGGUGGAGCCGGCAGUGGCAGAAGGGCAGCCAGAGCCAGGGAACACCACCCUCCUCCCUCGGUCCCUGGCUGGGGACAGCGGCAGCAUGUUCGGAUGGUUCGUCCAGGGGCUGGAGAAGGUGAUGCCGCAGCCCGUGCCCAGGGAGAAGCAGGAUGUGCAGGGAGCAGCCACCACAGCCUUCAGCCCUGUGGAGGAAAUUCAUAUUGUCCCUGUGGAGCCCCAAGAGAUGGACCUUGCUCUGGAGGAGCUUGAUGAUGGCUGGAGUGCUGAAGGCACGCAUGAAACAGCGGGCUGGGAUGACAUGGCUGAGCUGGGGACACAGGGCUGUCCCUUUCCCCCCAUCGAGGAGGAGCUGCAAGAGGAGGAGACCAGGCUGUGGCCCUGCGCCCCAAGUGCAGCUGAAGAGCAGGAGGAGGUGGGAGAAGAGGAGGAGAAGAAGGAGGAAGAGGAGGAGGAGGUGGAGGUGGAGGAGAGCGCAGGGGCCCUGCUCCAUUCCCUGUGCCCCUCCACAGAUGAGGGGCCAGAGGACACCUUCUAUGCAGAAGAGGCCCUCAGCUUUGCACGACAGGAAGAAGCUGAGAUAAGCGAUCUGGAAGGCGCUUUCAUACAGGUGCAAGAGCAGGCGGUGCAGGAAGAAACUGCAGGAGCAGACACUGCAGGGCUGAGGUGCUGCCCCGCUGUGGGCAUCGAGGACGUGGAUGGUGGAGGUGACCCCGUGGAGGAUGAUGGCACCUGCUUGUCACUGCCCACCCCCGGCUCCCCACACAUGCUGGUGGUGCCUGGAGCCUCUCCCAGGAGGAAGGUGCCAGCCUCUGCAGAUGGCCUGGCAGAAGGGAAUUGGGAUGAGGAGCAGCAGGACAGCCUGCCUGAACGCAUCGGCUCAGCCACCAGCCAGAGCAGCACUGUCAUCCAUGACCGCCUGCAAGAGCUGGUGAGGCUCUUCAAGGAGCGAACAGAGAAGGUGAAGGAGAAGCUGACUGACCCCGAUGUCACCUCUGAUGAAGAGAGCCCUACAGCAUCACCCUCCAAGCCAGCACCCACAGCACCACCCCCACCCCCGGGGGAUGCACAGGUGGGGGAAAAGCCAGUGGAGGAUGAGCACUACUGUGAGAUGCUGUGCUGCACCUUCAAGUGCCAGCCCUGGAUGGACCGCCUGAAAAACUACCAGUUCCCCAGCAGCAUCGACCCACUCACCAACCUGGUGUACGUGCUAUGGCUGUUCUUUGUUGUCCUGGCCUGGAACUGGAACUGCUGGCUGAUCCCCGUCCGCUGGGCCUUCCCCUACCAGACGCCAACCAACAUCUACUACUGGCUGCUCAUGGACUACCUGUGUGACCUCAUCUACCUGCUGGACAUCAUCGUCUUUCAGACUCGCCUGCAGUUUGUCCGAGGAGGAGACAUCAUAAGUGACAAAAAGGCCAUGAAAGAGAACUACCUGCGAUCGCAACGCUUUAAGAUGGAUGUGGUGUGCCUCCUUCCCUUGGAUUUCUUCUACUUCAAAGUCGGUGUCAACCCUCUCCUGCGUUUUCCCCGCUGCCUGAAGUACCUGGCCUUCUUUGAGUUCAACAACCGCCUGGAGGCCAUUCUGAGCAAGGCGUACAUCUACAGAGUGAUUCGGACCACUGCCUACUUGCUGUACAGUUUGCACGUGAACUCCUGCCUCUACUACUGGGCAUCAGCCUACGAAGGACUGGGCUCCACCACCUGGGUCUACGAUGGGGAAGGAAACAGCUACAUCCGCUGCUAUUAUUGGGCAGUCAAAACCCUCAUCACCAUUGGGGGCCUGCCAGAUCCCAAGACGCUGUUUGAGAUCGUCUUCCAGCUGCUCAACUACUUCACGGGCGUCUUUGCUUUCUCUGUCAUGAUUGGGCAGAUGAGGGAUGUGGUGGGUGCUGCCACUGCCGGGCAGACGUACUACCGGAGCUGCAUGGACAGCACCAUCAAGUACAUGAACUUCUACAGAAUCCCCAGAACAGUCCAGAACCGAGUCAAAACGUGGUACGAGUACACGUGGCAUUCACAAGGCAUGCUAGAUGAGUCUGAGCUGCUGGUGCAGCUGCCGGACAAGAUGCGAUUGGACAUCGCCAUCGAUGUGAACUACAGCAUCGUCAGCAAAGUGGCCCUCUUUCAGGGCUGUGACAGACAGAUGAUCUUCGACAUGCUGAAGAGGCUCCGCUCGGUGGUCUACCUGCCCAAUGACUUUGUCUGCAAGAAGGGGGAAAUCGGCCGUGAGAUGUACAUCAUCCAGGCAGGACAAGUGCAGGUGCUGGGGGGACCUGAUGGCAAAACUGUGCUGGUGACACUGAAAGCCGGAUCGGUGUUUGGAGAAAUAAGCUUGCUGGCAGCCGGAGGAGGGAAUCGCCGAACUGCUAACGUCGUGGCUCAUGGAUUUGCCAAUCUUUUCAUUUUGGACAAGAAGGAUUUGAAUGAGAUUCUGGUGCACUACCCUGAGUCUCAGAAGCUGCUGCGUAAAAAGGCCAGGAAAAUGCUGAAAAACAAUAAUAAACCCAAAGAUGAGAAAGGAGGGCCUGGAGACCCGCUGAUCAUUCCCCCCAAAGCCGACACCCCCAAGCUCUUCCAGGCUGCUCUGGCGGCUGUGGGGAAGACAGGAGGCAGAGGGCACCUGGCACAGCUGCGCUGGAAGCUGAGGCAGCUGAAGGCGAUGCAGGAGGCACAGGAUCCAAGUUUCAGUCCAAUACCACCAAAGUCACCGGUGCACCGGAGGUCACCCACUGCCUCCCCCAAAGCAAGGCCCCCUCCAGGAGAAGAGAUAUCCUCAAAAUCCGCUGAUAAUUUAGUCGCUAUCCGUGUGAUUCCAACAGCCCAAGAGGAUGAGGAGAUACUUGCUGCUGAGAUCUCGGAGAAAGAAGAUGAGAAAGAAGAAGAGAAAGAAGACAAGAAAGAAGAGAAAUGAGAACCAAGCUGCUGUGGGGGCUGGUGGCGCGAGUAGGAAUUGGGCGCAUGCCUUGGGUAGAAGCUUUCAGUCAUUAAUUAUUCCUACAAAUUGGAAGUAGGCAUUGCUAAAUAGGUGCUGCAGGUGGGCUCUGCCUUUCUUCUCUGCUUAGGCCUUCAUCCACUGCCAAGGGAACC